CGCCCGGGAGCAGCCGCGCUCCGCCGCUCCCCGCCCGCCCAGCCGGGGCCGCCCUCGCCGGGAGCAGCAGCGCUCGCUCGCUCUCCGCCGCCGGGGCCGGCGCGGAGCGGAGAUGGUGCCGCUGGUGCGGAGCGCCGGGGGCUCCCACCAGUGGCUGGCGAUCGUUUUCCUCGGCCUUUGCUGGUUCCUUCCUCCCGGGAGAUUCGCCGCGCCGGGCGGAGACUUCCCGGGCUCUGCCGUGGACAACCUGGUGGUCAGGAAAGGAGACACGGCCGUGCUGAGGUGUUACCUGGAAGAUGGAGCCUCCAAAGGGGCCUGGCUGAACCGCUCCAGCAUCAUCUUCGCGGGCAGCGACAAGUGGUCGGUGGAUCCCCGCGUGUCCAUCGCCACGGCCAACCACAGGGAGUACAGCCUGCAGAUCCAGGACGUGGACGUGACGGACGACGGCCCCUACACCUGCUCCGUGCAGACCCAGCACACGCCCAGGACCAUGCAGGUGCACCUGACCGUGCAAGUCUCUCCCAAGAUAUUCCGGAUCUCCAGCGACAUCGUCGUGAACGAGGGCAGCAACGUCACCCUGGUGUGCCUGGCCACGGGGAAACCAGAGCCCUCCAUCUCCUGGAGACACAUCUCCCCCUCGGCCAAGCCCUUCGAGAGCGGGCAGUACCUGGACAUCUACGGCAUCACCAGAGACCAGGCUGGGGAGUACGAGUGCAGUGCAGAAAACGAUGUCUCGGUCCCAGACGUGAAAAAAGUAAAAGUCACAGUAAACUUUGUCCCCACAAUUCAGGAACUUAAAUCCAGCGGUGUGAUGCUUGGAGGGAACGGCCUGAUCCGGUGCGAAGGUGCAGGAGUGCCUGCCCCGGUCUUUGAGUGGUACAAAGGAGAGAGGAAACUGAUCAAUGGUCAACAAGGAAUCACUAUUAAAAAUUAUAGUACAAGAUCCCUUCUUACUGUUACCAAUGUGACAGAAGAGCACUUUGGCAACUAUACUUGUGUCGCUGCCAACAAGCUAGGGACGACCAAUGCCAGCCUGCCUCUCAACCAAAUUAUUGAGCCUACUACCUCUAGUCGUGUCUCAAGCCCAGCUCCCAGCACAGCCCAGUACGGGAUCACCGGGCACGCCGAGGUGCUGUUCUCCUGCUGGUCCCUGGUGCUGACGCUGUCCUCCCUCAGCAGCAUAUUCUACCUGAAGAACAUCCUUCUGCACUAAAUGUAAAGACCCAUAAAAGGCUUUUAAGGAUUCUCUGGAAGUGCUGGUGACUGGAUCCAAUCUGGUAGAGUUUGUUAAAAGCGGCGUGGGAUAUAAUCAGUGCUUACAUGGGGAUGAUCGCCUUCUGUAGAAUUGCUCAUUAUGUAAAUACUUUAAUUCAACUCCUUUUUUUUUGAUUAGCUGCAUUACCUUGUGGAGCAGUACACAUUGUCCUUUUUUAAGACGUGAGAACUCUGAAAUUACUUUUAGAGGAUAUUAAUUGUGAUUUCAUGUUUGUAAUCGACAAGUUUUCAGAAGCAUUCAGUCAUGGUCUGCUGAGUCGCAGACUGUAGUUUACAAAAAAAAGGAUAUUGCAGUAAAAAUGUGCUUCUUUAAGGCUGCAAUACAAACAUUCAGUUCCCUUCUCAACUAGCAUUCUCUCCAAACUUACACAAAAAACAUUUGUUCUUUUUUGAGUCAAAAAAAAAAAAUUCAAAUAAUAUUGCCUUCAAAAUAUUUCUUCAAAAUAUUACACAUAUCUAGAUUUUCUUCUAGCAUGAUAUUCAGGUUUCAAGAAUGAGCCUUGUACUAUAACUGCGUUGUGCAGUACUGCUUUUGUUCUCUUCCCUCUUUCCUGCCAAUUCAGCAUGGUUGUGCCUUCAUGAAACACGACUUUCCUCUUCCUCUCCAACCAGUCUGGAAUGUGUUCUGGGAAGUGCUGGAGCAUCCUUUUGAGCGGAAGGGAUCCCUGGGCGAGGCAGGAAAGGGGAGCUCCCAGGGGCAGGGCUCAGCUCAAGGGUAGCACCAACUCCUCUUUGUCCCUCCCUCCACCACCACUGAGCAGCAGGUGACCUCUGUAAGAACGACAUUUCCCACUAGAAAACAGGACUCAGAUUAUUUUGUGGCACCUUUUGAAUGUCGGAAUGUUCCCCUAAAGCCAAACUCCCGCCGGGCUGUAAAGGUCAGGAUCGUCCCUUUUGUAUGGCUGGCAAAGCCGACGUCAAUUGGUAUUUUUCUUGCACUCAGUUUUGUACUGGUUUGGCUGAUUUAGCAAUGAUAAAGGAUGCUUUGAACCAUGAGACACCUGCAAAUCCCUGCAGUAUCAAGCAGAGUUUUCUAUCCCUGUGGCAGCAGCGAGGGUGCUCCUGCUGAGGGCACGUGGCCGUGCUUGGGAGAGCCACCUGUGCAGGCAGGGCUUGGGGACCUGCUCCCCUGGGCAGGGCUGUCCCUCCCAGCCCCCAGACACCCUCCCCUGCUGCAGCCCUCGAGGGGACCCUGCUGGCACACCCCGAAGGACCAGCCCAGAAAUCCAAAUCGUGUGUGAUGGCGCUUUGUCCUUCGCAGCCUGCACGGUGUUGGUGUGCAGUGCUGCUCACAGCUCACACCUGACUGACAGCUGCCACCCGUGUCACUCACUGGGGUGGCCGUGGCCAGCAGCCCUUGGGCACCAGAUCCCCUGGUGGCCCCGAGAGCUCCUGACCUGCUCACCAACAACCACUGACAGCAGGAACAACAAAAUCCUGAGUAACAGAAUCCCGGGCUGGGCUGGGUUGGGUUGGGAGGGACCUCAGAGCCCAGCCCACCCCAGCCCUGCCAGGGACAGGGACAGGGACAGGGACAGGGACAGGGACACCUCCACUAUCCCAGGCUGCUCCAAGCCCUCUCCAGCCUGGCCUUGGGUGGGACAGCACCACUUUCACUGUGAUCACUCCCAGGUUCUGUGACACCAACUGCCCAGCUCCCACUUCUUGUCCUCACGGCAGGUCUUGGCAGUGAGCAGCCCCAGCUGAGCCUGGGAAUACUCAGCAGUCCCAAGAUCCUGGAUUUUCAGCAAGGAGGACUCGGAGUUUCCUGGGCUCAGUCUGGGCUGUCCCAGCCAGGAGCUGCAGUGCCUCUGCUGUCCCUGCUGAGAAAACAGAGAUGUUCACUCCAAAAGAUGGCAGUAAAACAUCCUGGGUCACUCUGCGUGUGGUCAGUGACAGACUGUAUUAUUUCUCCUAUUAUUUACAGCCAUGUGCCAAGCAGUUGCUCUUUUCAGAAAUGUGGCAUUUUUUUAAAACCUGGAAUAACAUGAACAAACCCAUUCUGGAAGGAAAGGGUACAAACUCACCUCAAAUGAGUUUAUCAGUCCUGAUAUCCCGAUCUCUCUUGUAUUGCAGCUUUAAAGUGCUCUAUUUUAGAAUCCAUUCACUAGAAACAGUGGUGCUGCAGGAAGUCUUGUGUCAGUGCAGUUUUAUGAAGGAAAAAAUGAGGAUAUGGAUGACCCAACCCAUGUGUGUAAGACUGGGAGAGGGUUCUAUGCUGUGGCUGGAUCAAACCCUGCAUUCCAGUGAUACAUUUGCAUUCCAGUGAUUCCUGACAUUUGGAACCUGAUCUUUCCAGCAACAGAAUAGAAUGAACAGCGGCUUUAUUAAAUAUGAAAAAAGGAA
This is a messenger RNA of Vidua chalybeata, 3621 nucleotides long. It is a transcript of the gene NEGR1, whose product is annotated as neuronal growth regulator 1. The transcript has 8 exons. Gene Ontology annotation, cellular component: neuron projection. The record is from RefSeq and is a predicted model, not a curated record. Bases 113 to 1213 code for a protein of 366 amino acids. NCBI's taxonomy places the organism in Eukaryota, Metazoa, Chordata, Aves, Passeriformes, Viduidae.